Molecule: messenger RNA, 12013 nt
Organism: Cydia pomonella (codling moth)
Lineage: Eukaryota; Metazoa; Arthropoda; Insecta; Lepidoptera; Tortricidae
Gene: Apoltp
Exons: 62
Coding region: 366-11879 (3837 amino acids)
Biological process (GO): lipid transport
Molecular function (GO): lipid carrier activity
Source: RefSeq, a predicted model, not a curated record
CAUGACGAUGGACGAGAACCUGGACAGCGGCUCCACCGUGGGGCUGUGGGGCAAGCUGGUGCGCGCGGCGCGGGGGCUGCACUACCCCGCGCUGGCGCAGCUGCUGGCGAGAGCUCCUUCCAUCUGCCCUAAAGCCACGUGAGUACUGCUCACUGACCACCUCACAUAACACUACGUGCAGGCAUGACGAUGGACGAGAACCUGGACAGCGGCUCCACCGUGGGGCUGUGGGGCAAGCUGGUGCGCGCGGCGCGGGGGCUGCACUACCCCGCGCUGGCGCAGCUGCUGGCGAGAGCUCCUUCCAUCUGCCCUAAAGCCACGUGAGUACUGCUCACUGACCACCUCACAUAACACUACGUGCAGGCAUGACGAUGGACGAGAACCUGGACAGCGGCUCCACCGUGGGGCUGUGGGGCAAGCUGGUGCGCGCGGCGCGGGGGCUGCACUACCCCGCGCUGGCGCAGCUGCUGGCGAGAGCUCCUUCCAUCUGCCCUAAAGCCACAAAGCACAUGCUAGACGCCCUUCCCUACAUAGCGAGCGCCGGCUCCGUCGAGCUCAUCAAGGACAUGGUACUUCGUGAAGCCGUCGACGCCAACACCAGACACGAGUGGCUCAUGUCCAUGGCCAUGAUACCGAGACCGAAGAAAGAGAUGUUGACCAGUAUGUUGGAACUGCUGAAGAGACAGCCAGGCGAUCAGGUCAUCAGCUUCACCGUGUCUUCAAUGGUACACUCCUACUGCAAACACAGCGGCAAAUCUCUACGGGAAUGCUGCGAAGAAGAGACGCCCAAGCUGAUAAUGGAAGAGUUCCAGAACAUAGUCAAGGAGGUUGACAACAAGGAUCUGGCUACCGCAAAGAGAGCAGUUAGAAACAAAGUUAAAAUAGCAAUCAAAGCACUGGGCAACAUCGGCGGCUUCAAGCAGGAGUUCACAGACGUACUUAUAAACAUAGUGGGCGACGAGCUGGUCCCGGUUCCCAUCAGGCUGGCGGCCGUCGACGCUUUCCGGAGGACGCCUUGUGUGGAAACACGUGAAUACUUCCUAGAGACGUUCCGCGAAGACUACGUGAACAUCGAAGUGCGCAUAGCGUCUUACUUGCAAGUGAUGAAGUGUCCCACCUUGAGUAUAGUUAGGAAGAUCUACCACGCCGUGAGGAACGAGAAGGUCAAUCAAGUGGCAACAUUCGUCUGGUCCCAUCUCAACAACUUAGGCCAAUCAUCCUUGCCGUCCAGAGUGGAAAUCCAGGGUCUGCUCUCUGGUAACCCCAUGCCUCAGUUAGAAGACCAGCCUGAUUUCAGGAUGUUCUCGCGAAACUACGAACAGAGCGUGUUCUUCGACCAGUAUAAUGCGGGUGGAAACUACGAAGCGAACGUAAUCUUCUCGCCGGAUUCGUACAUACCACGUUCAGUGUCUCUCAACUUGACUGUCGACAUGUUUGGGGAAUCCAUCAAUAUUCUUGAGCUAAAAGCCCGCGCCGAAGGCUUCGAGCGCUACUUCGAGAACCUCUUCGGCAACAACGGACCGCUCAGCAAGACCAAACUGAACGACCACCUCCAAAACCUUCGCUUCCUCCGCUCGCUCACCGAGGCCGACGACGUGCGCGGGAAAGUCGACGACAUCCCGUACAAGAAUGAAGCGCUUAAGCACCAGUUUCCUAUGGCGGAGUUGGGGGUGAAAGUGUUCGGGAAUGAGAUUUCGUAUUGGAACGCGGAGGGGAAUGAUGAGAUUGUGAAGAGCUUGGAGAGGCUCAAUCCGCAGUUGAGGAUUUUGGAAAUAUUGUCUGGAAAGGAAAUAUCCUACAACAAGGCAUCUCUAUUCCUUGACACCACAUUCUCAGUGCCCACCGGUUGUGGUCUGCCUCUCAACAUGAACCUAAUGGGGACCAGCUACGUCAAUACUAAACUAUCAGGCACCAUGCUAGACAAGUUUAGACAGAGCGGAAACCUGGAUUUUGAGGGCAAGAUACAUCCCAGCGUCGCUGUAAACAUAGCCGCAACAAUGUCAGUGAACGCCGGCGACCUCAGCUCAAGCGGCAUCCGCGUGAACAUGCGCCUCUACACCGCCACCGCCGUCGAGGCCAAGCUCAACAUCCGCGGCCUUGGUCUGGUCAGGCUUGAUUUGUCUCUGCCCAGUGAGAAGAGAGAAAUAUUCGCUGCCAAAUCUGAGCUGAUAAUCCUCCACGGCGACGAAGAGUUGCAGCAGCAGGGGCUGAACACCAACAAAAUAGAGCAGAACACCUGCAGCUGGUCCGCCUUCGACAAGGGCAUUGGCAUUAAAGUCUGCGCCUCCUAUCGGUUCCCAGACAUGACGAACCUGAAGGACGCGCCGUACUUCAUAAUGAGCGGGCCGGCCAAGUACGUCCUGUCGCUCGAGAAGGCCGACCCGUCCGCCAAGAUAUACUCCUUCCAGUACAAGUGGGACAAGAACCAGACCGGUGACGUCAUCGCCUUCACUUUCGACACUCCAGACAGCCAGGAGAAACGCAUGAUCGACGCGGUCCUGAACCUGUCCAACACGGAAACCAACACGUCCUACACCGCCAGCCUUACCUUCCAGUCUGCCAAAAACACCCUCAAAGCCAAGGGAGCCUACCUUAACACCGCCAACGUGAAGUCAGUCGAAGCCAGUCUGGUCAUAGAUGGGAGGAAGCAUUUCGAUACAAUCAUGUCGUUGAAGAAGACUGACAUCAUGUUUGGAUAUGUGUGGUUGCCGAAGGCGUACUGGGUUGUGAACGAUGAGAAAAUUGCUGAGUUAACUGGCCAAUUCAAAGUACGCACUAAAGGCGGCGUCACACAAGCGGACAUCCUAGUGGACUUCCACAUGCGCCAACAAGCCAGCCACCUCGUCGGCUACUACACCAUCAACGGACUCUCGCACGGACUCCAACUGACUUUAGACUACCAGAGCUACAAGAACAGGACUCAGACGAUUAAAUUAGAGGGCUUGUAUAGCGAGCGACCGCUGGCCAAUAGACAUGAUUUGUACGGAGAACUGGCGAUGGAAUUCACGGCGUAUCCUAUGUAUAACUUCUUUGCUGUUUUAAGGAAUAUGAAAUCCCCAACGCAUUUAGACAUGAGCUUCAACGUGUCUUCCUCCAGAGACCCGGCCAUAGAGCCGUCGCUGACGUUCGGCUACACGCGCAUCGACACGCCGCUCGGCGUGAAGUUAGCCACACAUCUCACCGUCACCAAGCCGAGGCCUGUGCGGAUGAUAUUCGAAUAUCAGGAGGUCGGCAAGAAAUAUACAGUAGUGGCCCUUCUAAACGUCAACCCGAAAUCAAAGGAUAUUCUCGUUUCGGGUGCUCUGUACUACCCGCCCGGUACGAAGUUGUUCGCGACUGCAGAAUUAAAUACUUCCCUACCGACGCUACACGACUGCUCUAUCAAGGCGAAGGUGCAUGAGAAGGAAGAUAAGGAAUUCCAGGUGAACGCAGCAGGCGUCUGGUUCACGGGCGUGGAUUUCAACAUCGACGCGCUGUAUCAGGACCAGUCCAAAACCAAUAUGGCGUCGCACCGGCUCAAGCUGAUACUGAACAGCAACCACUUCAAGGAUAUAGCUGUCGACGCCAGGUUCACGCAGGAUAACAGGCAGCUCACUUUUGUUGGACAGGGCGAAUACAACGAAGACAAAUACAGAACCCUGCUCCGCUACGUGCUACUCUCGGAACAGAACUUCACCACAUACGUAGAAGUCGACGCGAACGACAAAGCGUACAGUUUGACCCUCAAUGCGGACCUUACUAACAACACUGACGUUUCCAUGGACGUACACUUCGACCAACUCCGCGACGUCCACGUGUCCUACAAGCGCUGGCUCACCCCCCGCCAGAAGCGGCUCAGCGCCGCCUUCAACUGGGACGCGAACCGGGACCCCUCGCAAAAGGUGUCCAUCGACAUACAGCUGGAUAAUAAGGGGACGUGGCACCAUGGAGGGUACCUUACGCUGUAUUACCCUAACAGGAUGGUUAAUGGAGAGUUUGAGUUCUUAUUGAAAGAUUGGUUCUGCGAAUGGCACGUCCGUAUGGGCUGGGCUCCCGAAGCCAAUGUACUGUGGCGCGUCAAAAUGUACUCCGAGGCCAAACAGGAGACAGUCUACGCUCUGCUGUCUAGUAUGGACACCCCAUUCGCUGGCUGGAAGGACACUAGCUUCAACGUUAUGUGGCGUUACCACGACAACCUGCAAGCCGUGAACGGCAGCAUGAACUGGAUGGAGGACUACUUGGCGUUCAGCCUCCUAGCCGACUACCUGUUCAAAACCAACGAGUUCUACGGAGAGUUGAAUGCGGUGGUCAACUCGACUAUACCUACGUUGCCUAAGGCUGCAGCCAUCGCUAAACAUAGAGUGGUUUGGAAAAAGAGUGCGGAUACAUUACUAAGUUUUCAGUACAACGAAGAGGGUAUGCUGAUGAUAAACUCGUCGUGGCUUCUGGAGCGCGGACGGCAGGAGAACAACAUCACAGGCACGGUCACCCUCAUCACUCCCUUCCAAGGAUACAGAAGCGGAUUCUUAGACACAAAACUCGUAUUGGGACACAAGAGAGACAUCAAUGGCGUCACUUUAUUGAAUUUAGAAGAGAAGAAGCGAAAGAUCUUCGUUAAUGGUCACAUGCGGCGCAUCACAAAUUGCAUGUUGGUAGUAAAUGUGACAGAACCAGCUGCGGCAGAGGCCUCUCACAUCCUCACAGCCAGAUUUGGCUUCGUGGAGGCCGACAGACAUCUUGUAGCCAUGGUGGUCACGGCUAACACUACCACAGGUCUUGAAAUUUUAUUAAGGCUGAUUUCUACGCAAGACUUCCACGUAUUUGGACAUGUCGCUCUCCCCAUACAGUACCUCACCAGAGCCAUGGUCACCGCAAAACGGGGGAAAGAGGAAGUGGACUUCCGAGUAGGCUGGGCCUCCAUGGACUUCGGCUUCACGGGCAUCUGGCACUACCGCUCGCCCGUCACCUUCGUGUACGUGUACAAGCUGUACACUCCGCUAGAAGGGUUCGAAGAGAACGGGCUGGUGCUGAAGAACAUAUAUGGAGAUGGACUGGACUUGGAACUGUCUAUACGAUUGUCCACACAUAAGUUCGGCAUAGCAGUUCUAUUCCUAGACGACGGUCAAGGCAUCAUAGACGUACUGAGAGAACGUUUCCAUCCCACGAGACCGCCCCGCGAUGACGUCAUCAUUGAGAACUUCGAUACCACGGCUAAAGUCACCUUGGACACGCUGUACUACCCUACUGUGACCUUCCACGCGCAUAUUAUGAAGUAUGUUGGCAUGGACGAGGAGGACAUAUUGGAACUGAAUGCGACGCUGCAUCUGCCUGACAAACCUGCGAUCGUCCUUACUGACACAUUCGUCUUGGUGGGUUUGUCUGAAAUGACGAACACGCUGAACCUGGUGACUCCGUUCCCGGCCGUGCGAGAGCUGAAAUCAGUAUACACCGUGGACAUCACCAUCGGAGAGAGGUUCAACAUUACGUGCUUGGCCUUGUUGUCUAACGGCACUUAUUGGCACGAGAUAUCCUCAAAAAUGUACUACGAAUACGAGUCCGGCGAGGACAACGCGUACCGCUCGUACGUGGCGUCGCUCGGCAUCAUCACGCCGCUGCGCCAGCUGCGGGCGCUGGAGGCGCGCGUGGCGGCGCGCCUGGAGGACGCGCUGUGGAAGAUGAGCGCCGCCAUCGCCAUGCCGGAGUGCACCAUCAACGCGGUCGGGCGGCUCGAGUUGGACGACCCCUUCAUAGAGACAUCGGGCAGUCUCAACUUAACAUCAGAGUAUCUUGAAGACUACUUCGUGCAGAUGCAGUUUAAGAAGGACUUCGCUGAUACGGAGAAUACCGUCGGCGGUGGCAUUCAGAUACAACAGGGAGAGCAGAAUAAUUACUUUUUCGCGACAGCCAUCUGGCACCCGUCGCCGGAGCGCUACGUGCGCUUCACGGGCCGCUCGGCGCUGCACUCCGUGCUGCCGCCGGCCGACGCGGCGCUGCUGUACCGGCUGGAGGGCGGCGCGCGCCUGCUCGACGCCGACCUCAACUGCGACACGGCGCACUACUCGCUGCGCGCCGACCAGCGUCCGUCUUCGCUCAGCGUCGCUUUAAGCACACCACAUGAAAACUACCAAACCAUGAAACUAAUAGGCGAAGUGGACAACGAGAUUGUCACCGGGUCGUUCGUCACGGACACCACGGAAUACGGCAUUUCUGGACAAGUCCUCAACCGAGAGUCACUCGAGUUGUCACUAACAUUGGUCCCGAAAGGCCAAGGCGCCCCGCUGACGGUCCGCAUGAAGACGGAGUCGUCCGCCAGCCUGUACGCGGUGUCGGCGCAGCUGGCCGGCGCCGUGGCCGCCACCGUGCGCGCGCGCGCCGAGCUGCAGGCCGACUACACCGACCUCAGCGCCACGAUUGACAUGCCCGAAUCGAAAGGCAAGGAGUACUACUUCAAGUCGCGCGUGGACUCGUACCCCGAUCUCCGACGCGUCAUGAAAAUAGACGCCGUCACUCCGAUCAAACGGCUCAGCUCGAUCAAGGCAGACUCCGAUUUCCUUUUCGGUCCGAAAACUGGUUAUCUUACAUGCAAAUACGACUUGCCAGACAUGAAGGGGAAUGGAGACCUAAAGUGGAGUUUCCUGAUUGGCGAUCUGUAUAUAAAGGCACUAGGCAAGCAGAACCUCAAAGAUAUUAAGAAAAGCGUAGACCUGGACAUCUACUUCGGUAACAGCACUACCCCAGAGGGACUCUUAAAGAACGAUGCCGGGUUCAAAAUGGAUCUCGACCACAUUUGGCAAAUCGGUGCAAACGCGUCCUUCGGUCUCGCUAUGAACCAACGAAUCAAGCUCAUCAUCAAUGCAAUCCUGCCAAAACCUAACCUGGAUGUCCAUACGAUCUACGUCGAUGGCAGCGUGACCGGCCCUCGAGGUGAAGGAAAGGACUUAGUAGCCGAAUAUAGGACUGAUGUUACUGGCAUUCUUACUGGCUUGAGAGGCAACAUGGUCCUCCAGGACACCAACUUCGACGGCAACGCGACCGUUUUCUGGACGACCGAGGACCGUCAGCACAAGACCAUCAACAACCUCGUCAACUACCGCUGGGACAUGAACGAGACGCGCGAACUCAAAUACGUGCUGAGCAGCCCGCUGUACGUCCACGAGGCCACGCUGGACCUGUACGGGAUCUACGAGAAGGACUUCGUGCAUGGAUACCAGAUUGUCAAAGGAGAGAUGCACUACCCGGGCACCAGUAAGGUUGGUGAAGUGGACAUCCGCUACGGAGGGUUCCGGCACACGGACGGACACUUCAACGUCACCACGCCCUUCCAGCGGCUGCCGUGGCUCAAAUCUAUAUUUACCAUCAACAACCUGGAAGAGCAAUCGGACAACCACGUGGACUUAUUCUGGCCGAACAAGACCGCCGCGGUGAACACAACGCACACAUACACGAAAGAACCCGCUAGCUUCAGGCAGGCGGGUGUUGUUUCCAUCUCGCUUCCUCUUGCGAGGCAGCAUCUUGUCAACACCGACUAUGUCUACGUACAGGGUGAAAAAGAGAGCACCGGCAACGCGACUGUAGACUUCGACCUCGAGCGUUUCGUCCAAGCAUCCUUCAGGCAGAUACUGAGCAAGAGCUCCAGAGACCUGGACUUGGCCACCACCGACAUCGAGGUCGUCAAUGACCGCAUGCCGGUCGGCGUCAAGUAUAUACACGAGUAUGAUGACACUGGUAACACUGAUGUUAAACAAGCGACCGUCUUCCACCUGCAAAACGCCACGCGCUUCAACGUGACCGGCGUGAUGGACGUGUUCACGUACGAGGCCGGCAAGAAACUCAAGCUGACCGCGAUACACGGCAACAGGACGUUGACCUUCGAGAACGAGUAUGAAGCGAUCGACAAGGAGCUUAAACAGGGCAGCAAGAUUAAGUGGGCGGCGGAUACUUGGAUUAAUUAUGAUUUGCACGUGACUAAUAUGACCUCGGCGGAGACCGAAUCGCAGCAGCUAAUAAUGAACGUCUGGUACCCGCUCCGCACCUUCAACCUCGUCGGCAUAUACCGACUACAAGACACACUUCUCGACGGCAAAGCUGUUCUCAACUGGAACGUCCGAGAUGAGAACAAGACAGCGGAACUGAGGGGCAAGUGGGAGAAUCCGCCGGCCGAGGAGGGGAACGUACACGCUGUAGAUCUGGCACUCUCUCAUCCGUCUUUUAGAAAGGACGUGACCCUGAAAGGCACCUACAUCACCACCCCGUCCGUCAUGUCCAACCUGUCCGCGGAGCUGCAGUACUCCGACUACGACAACGAGUACCUCCGCCUGCGCUCCGUCCUCACCGACAACUCCAACGGACCCAUCAGAGACUACAAAUUCGCGCUCAAGUGCACACACCCGUCGACUAAUCUGGACUUGGACAUGAAGUCGGAUAUAAAUAUACAUAGUCGGUGGUAUUAUCUGAAUAAUUACUACAAGUUCCAGAAGACGUUGUUCUAUGAGAAGCUGAGGAGCACGAAGUUUUUGAUGGAUAUGAAUAAGAGUUCGGUGCAGUGGGAGCGCGCAAACGAAACAUACUAUUACAAAGUGAACGGUAAAUGGGACCUCACAUACCCGGAUUAUCGCAUUUUUGCACGCGUCAACAAGCCCACCGGCAACGACACUGGACUUGCCACACUUUCUAUGAAGGACCUGAGUUUGAUUGGACACUACAACAGUACUGAUGAUAUAUCCUACCACGUGGUAGGUAUGAUCGUCGACACCCGCUCAGCAAAAAUGAACGCGUGGCGAAACUUCGACGACGUCACCACAGUGGAUCUCGCAUCCUACAUCCGCCUCAACCACUCCCGACUCCUCACCAGCUCCAUCAUCUGGCGACCCACCAUCUUCAGCGAGAUCAAGCAAUCUGCUGUCUACAGUCUCAAAUACAUGUACAGCCAAAUCAAUGAGACCCUGGUCAUACUUAAAGAAGCGCCCAUGGAAUCCCAUUUGGCGUUGAGAAAUAUUUGGAACGAUGCUAAACCAAGAAUACGCGAUUUCCUUGAUGAUUUAAAUGACUUACACGUAAUUAAAGAUGAUUUGGACACAUUCGAACAGUACUUAAAUGAGUCCUAUAACGCGAAUGACUUUUACGUUAAAGAUGUAGUUGAAUUCACUUAUUACGUUUUAGACGAAAUGGCGAUUAGAAAUCAUUUAGAAAGUCUCCCAGGAAUCGUGAAUGACAUGUGGGGUAUGAUGGGCAAUACAAGCCAGUCUAUAAAACAGAGCUUGACAUACGUCGUAGAUACAAUCAAAAUGGCUUAUUCGAAUUUCUUAGAUUCCGCUAACAAGUUUUUGGACGCCGAUUUCAUGGAUUUAGUAUCAUCAAGGCUUGAAUCUAUGAUAAUGCAAUAUGAUACCUUCGUGAGAGACUUACAUAUGAAGUUGUUGGAGUAUUGGGAGUCUACUUAUGUGAAUGCGACAACUAGACUUGCCAAAUACUGGCAUCAGCUGCUGAAGUCCAUGGAGCCCCUGUUCUUCAAGGUCCUGCAUUACACUGAAUCGUUUGUGUUCACCGUGUGGAGGGGAAUCAUGGAUUUCUUCUAUAAGCGGCAACAGGAGUUGACGGACAAUCAUUACUUUAAUUAUGUGUCGACGUUUGGACAGGAAAUGGACAAAAUCUACAAGGAUUUGACGACCAACGACCUCCUGACGAACAUCAAGAAGUACAGCAGCAAGUUCUGGAACGUGAUCUGGGGCAAGAUCGAGAAGUACAUCCCCUUCAAAGAAGAAUUCGUUCAACUAUACGCCGAGUUUAAAAACGGCUGGGAGAACUUCUUGAAGACUCAGCAGGUCGUUUAUGUGAGGGAAAAGUACAAGGAAGCCUACGAACGUCUGAAAUGGUGGUACGACUACUUCAUGAUCGGCGAGGCGUGCGACAAGAUAUUCGACAUCGUCUACGACAAGGUCACCGACAUGGCCAAGACUGCGCUGCAGUACGAGGAACUCCACCGCACACCAAAGACCAACUUCAUCUUCGACCCCCGCAAAGGCGAGAUCCUCCUGGAACAGAAGCUGCCCAUGUCCUGGCACGCCUUCAACCGGAGCCCCGACUUCUCCGAGGUCCCCGAGUACCGCGCCGUGAGGGACUUCAUGGAUGAAUGGCUGACCACGAACAAGAGCAUCUGGUCAUACUACUACGAGAUACGCCCGUAUAUGGACAUUAACAACGUCAUGCCGCCGUUCGGAGGCAUGGCAAUGAUGACUGGACAGGGUACGCUGGUGACCUUCGACAAGCGAGUGUUCACCAUAUCGGAGCCGGGCACCUUCCUGCUGACUAAAGACUACAAGCAGGGUAACUUCACCGUGCUGAUGGAGAGCAACGACCAGGGACGGUACAACCUGGUGAUACUCACUAAGAAGAACUUGAUACACAUCGAUUUAUAUAAGGAGCAAAUAUCAAUCGGACGUUCAGUGCCUCUCAACCUACCAGCAGUUGUAGACGAAUACGUGGUCGACCGCAACUCGGAGACCCUCGCCGUGGAGUCGCAGAACGGGCUGGACAUACAGUGCAACUUCAUGUUCCACACCUGCAAACUGCAGGUCACGGGGUGGUAUUACGCAACCCUCGGUGGCCUCCUCGGCACCUACAACAACGAGCAAUACGACGACCUGCAGCUCUCCAACAACACGUUCGCCACCUGCAUCUCCGACCUGGGUCACAGCUGGAGUCUGGAACCUUCCACCGGCCUCGUACCCGUCGAAAACCACGAGGCCAAAAACGAUACGGCUUGCGAGAAGUUCUUUAAGAAUAAGGUGUCACCGCUGCAUCCUUGCUUCGCUGUGAUCGACGCCGCGCCGUUCUUAACAGAAUGCCUGUCAGGCGUGGAGGCGUGCGCACUCGCCUCCGUGUAUAUGGAGCUAUGUACGCAACAACACAUACCGACGCACAUCCCCGACCACUGCGUGCAAUGCACAGCCCCUCAAGGCGAGGUGGUUGAAGAAGGCUCGUUCUACACGCUGAAGCACGUGCCCAACUCCACCGACGUGGUUUUCCUGCUGGAGUCUCACGCUUGCAACAAGAACCUCAGGAAGAAGAAGAACAUGGACCUGUUCGUGGAGGCUUUCGAGCUGAAACUGCAAUCUGCCGGACUUUUCGACAACAGAUAUGCGGUGGUGGCGUACGGCGGGCGCGGCGUGUACAAGCGUGCACGAGCGCUCUACGUCGGCAACCAGCUGUUCGCCAGCAACUACGACAUCGUGCGACACUUUGACGCCUUCAACAUUGAAAAAGUGGAUCUAAUGAAAACCAACAGAACACUCCGUCCGGACGUAUUCUCGGCCUUAAGUUUCGCGACCACAUUACCAUUCCGAGUGGGAGUGGAACGAACCAUCAUCAUGCUGCCCUGCUCACGCUGCGACCUGCUUGCCAUGCGGCUGGAUUACUCGACCAUCCACCACAACCUGAUGGAGAACUCGGUGACCCUUCACAUUCUGAUGGACGACGACUUUAUGCUCUAUAAGAAACGAGCGGCUAAGAAUUUGUAUGGCGUGGACAACGCGGUAGCGUACACCAACAAAGACUAUGAGGAGCUUGUAGGCGACGCCGCGCUGCGCAAGCAAGUUAAACUACCCAAGGACAAGCUGGGGCUGUGCACGUCCCUCGCCAUGGAGACUAACGGCACAAUAUUCUCUGGCAAGAAGCUGCAGGGCGACCGCGGGCUGGCGCGGCGCCUGGCCACGGUGCUGGGCGCGCGCGCCGCGCUGUCGGCCGCGCCCUGCGCGCGCGCGCCGCGCUGCGAGUGCCGCGCCUCCGCGCUGCACUGCCGGCCCUGCCACGCUAACGAACUCGGUCUCGCAUUCUGGAACCAAGAUGACUUCGACGAACUGAUCGACCUCUCCUUGGACCAGUCGCUGCCCGCGCUCAGAUGACAACUUAGUAAUAAGAUUGACGAUCGUAGUUAAUAUGAGACCGUACGGUACUUUGUGUACAUAUUUUAAUAUUUUAUACUUCAGUGUAAUGUAGCUUGUAACAACAAUAUAGUAAAUUAUUUUUGUUAAUUCAA